AUGGCGGCUGAGCCUGAAAUUAUCGCCUUACUCGAUAAAUUCAUGACAACGUCCGGAAUUCCGAACAGAGUCUCGGCAGACGAAGUGUGUCGAGAUGGGGCUCCCGAUGGGGCUCCCGUUGAUGUCGUCUCAGAAGGCCCUGUACGAGCGCCUUGGCUACUUAUUCUUUUACAUAUCGCUCGCAAAUACAAUCUAACUGUGAAUUCUACCGAAGGAGAACAAGAAUCCAUUAACAAGUUUGCGAAUGCAGAGCUGGAACGCUUGAGCCACUCGGUCGACCCGAGAUGUCGUAAGGCAGCCAAGAUAAACAAGUUCUGGCUUACCCAGGAGGUUGCCGCCGAACAGCUGUGCGGGAUGCUCCAGACGAAGAAGAAUAGGAAGUUGUGGAAUGAGGAGUUGGGUGGUCUUGAUUCUCAAUUACUUUCUGUCUUGCACAUAUUUACCGAGAUCGGGCGGCUGCCAUAUGGUGGAUUGCUGCCAGAGAACCAUGACUGCGAUCGCGACAUCUACGUGGAACUUAACGAGACUAUUGCAGCCUUAGUCAAGAGAGAUUUCGAGCGAUUAGAGUCUCUGACUCCGGCUUCUGCAAUUCCCUUUGUGAAAAAAUCCUGGAAGUACUUGCGGGACCAAGGCUAUGGUGGCCUGGGCACCGUCCGACUGUCGCUUAACUCCACCGACCCAACGUCUUCCACCAACCGAACGUCUUCCACCGACCCAACGUCUUCCACCGACCGAACGUCUUCCACCGACCCAAUGUCUUCCAACGACCGAACGUCUUCCACCGACCGACCGCCCUUGAGCGACUUGGCUUCCAGUUUGCACGCUGUUAUGAAAGAUAUUGACUUCAGAGGGGACACGUCCGAUGCGGUCAUCAUUAACGACCACCCGAAUCACGAAUUGAGUCACGUACUCACCACUGUGCCCCCACCCUCGCUCAAGGGAGCGGUCAUUCUCGGCUUGGCGAUGAUGAAUGACCCACAGCUCAUUGUACCCCGACAAGGAGUCUUGCAACAAAUUGUACUAGGAUCAGACCAGGCCAGAACAGAUUGUCGGCAACGAAGUACGCCAGGACAGACCAGCGAACGAGAGCGCGGGUUUACAUUGGGUUUGGUUGAGUACGAAGCGGCACUACGACACGCUUGUUUGGAAGUUUGUGAAGAAGCAAAAAUCGACCACUGUGUAGUGGACUGGGCGGUGGAACGAGCGACUUUGGACGUUACCAAGAUGGACCCUGUGUUACAGCCCACCCAAAGUGGCAUCCUGGGGGGGCUUGUGACCACGGAAAUCCUUAAGUCCAUAACCAGACAAUUUACUCCUUUCCACGGAACACUUGUGUUCGACCCAUUCACCACCCACACACUCAUGAUUCCUUACGUGUAA
Gregarina niphandrodes is the source of this 1380-nucleotide messenger RNA. RefSeq lists its product as hypothetical. The transcript has a single exon. Gene Ontology annotation, molecular function: ubiquitin-like modifier activating enzyme activity. NCBI's taxonomy places the organism in Eukaryota, Apicomplexa, Conoidasida, Eugregarinorida, Gregarinidae. The record is from RefSeq and is a predicted model, not a curated record. Bases 1 to 1380 code for a protein of 459 amino acids.